UUAGCAGGCAUGCUGACUCUCUUUCAAGUCUUUUUAAUACUAGCUCUGAUUCAAGUCUGACACAAGGGUGGGAGUGAGUGCAAUUCUAGCUUGAAAGGAGGGAAUGGUACUGGUUCCUCUUCUGAUGUAAACAUGACAUGUAACACAAACAAACCAAGUUGAACUUGUUGGUGCUGAAUAUUUCUAUACCUACUCUUUACUUGCCCCCUUAAGAUAGAACUUGAUCCAGCUUGUUCCGCUAACAAGUUUCUACUGAUCCUUCAACCCAAUGGAGAGGAGAGGAGAUGUGGUUUUCUUUUGUUUAGCUUUGUUCUUCUUGUGGACUUCUGUAGCUGGUUUGCUUUCUCCAAAAGGUGUCAAUUAUGAAGUUCAAGCUCUGAUGGGCAUUAAGUAUUCUCUGGUGGAUCCUCAUUCUGUCUUAAGUAACUGGGAUCCUGAUGCUGUGGAUCCCUGCAGCUGGACUAUGGUCACUUGUUCUCCUGAUCAUUUUGUGAUUGCCCUUGGGAUUCCUAGCCAGAAUAUGUCUGGUACUCUUUCAUCAAGCAUAGGCAACUUAACAAACCUCCAGACUGUGCUCCUGCAGGAUAAUAAUAUAUCAGGACCAAUCCCCUCUGAGAUUGGGAGGCUCCAAAAGCUUCAAACUCUUGAUCUUUCUGACAAUUUCUUCAUUGGUCAACUUCCAGAUUCCCUGUCCCAUAUGAAGGGUCUACAUUAUUUGCGGCUAAACAAUAACAGUCUCUCUGGAGUAAUUCCUUCCUCUUUAGCUAACAUGACCCAGCUUGCCUUUCUGGAUAUCUCUUAUAAUAACUUGAGUGGACCUGUACCUAGAUUAAAUGCAAAAACAUUCAAUAUUGUAGGCAAUCCCCAGAUAUGUGCCACGGGAGUUGAUCAAAACUGCUUUAGAACAACACUUAUUUCUUCUGCCGUGAAUAAUUCUCAAGAUUCACAAUCCUCCAAUAGACCAAAGAGCCACAAAGUUUCCUUAGCGUUUGCUUCAAGCCUAAGCUGCAUCUGCUUACUAAUUCUGGGGUUUGGCUUCCUCCUCUGGUGGAGACAAAGAUAUAACAAGCAAAUAUUCUUUGACGUUAAUGAACAACACCGUGAAGAGGUUUGCCUUGGAAACCUGAAGAAGUUCCAUUUCAGAGAGCUUCAGCUUGCUACAAAUAACUUCAGCAGCAAGAACUUAAUUGGCAAAGGUGGUUUUGGAAAUGUCUACAAAGGUUAUCUCCCAGAUGGUACGGUUAUAGCAGUUAAAAGGCUUAAAGAUGGUAAUGCCAUUGGAGGUGAUACCCAAUUCCAGACUGAAGUUGAAAUGAUCAGCUUAGCUGUCCAUAGGAAUCUUCUUCGGCUCUAUGGAUUUUGCAUGACAGCUUCAGAGAGGCUCUUGGUUUAUCCCUACAUGUCAAAUGGUAGUGUAGCUUUCCGUCUAAAAGCCAAGCCAGCUUUGGACUGGGCUACAAGGAAGAGGAUAGCUCUAGGAGCAGGAAGAGGCUUGCUAUAUUUGCAUGAGCAGUGUGACCCCAAGAUUAUUCAUAGGGAUGUUAAGGCUGCAAAUAUCUUGCUUGAUGAUUAUUGUGAGGCUGUGGUAGGAGAUUUUGGGUUGGCAAAGCUGUUGGAUCACCGGGAUUCACAUGUGACAACAGCAGUGAGAGGCACUGUAGGGCAUAUAGCCCCAGAGUAUCUCUCAACAGGCCAAUCCUCUGAGAAAACAGAUGUAUUUGGGUUUGGAAUUCUUCUACUUGAAUUGAUAUCUGGCCAAAGAGCUCUUGAAUUUGGGAAAGCAGCAAACCAGAAAGGAGUCAUGCUUGAUUGGGUGAAGAAAAUCCAUCUAGAGAAGAAAAUUGACUUGCUAGUUGAUAAAGACCUGAAAAACAACUAUGAUAGGAUUGAACUUGAUGAGAUUGUUCAAGUAGCUCUCUUAUGUACUCAAUACCUUCCAAGCCACAGACCCAAGAUGUCUGAAGUAGUUAGGAUGCUUGAAGGAGAUGGGCUUGCAGAGAAAUGGGAAGCCUCACAGAGAGCUGAAUCAACAAGAAGUAGAGGGAAUGAACUUUCCUCUUCAGAGCGCUAUUCUGAUCUUACUGAUGACUCUUCAUUACUUGCCCAAGCAAUGGAACUUUCUGGACCAAGAUGAUAUUGAAAGUUGGUAUAGAGUGGAACAAAGUAACUUCAAAUGCAAUUACUUGAGUUCAAAGUGAAUUUGCUGUACAUUAGCAUCAGAGUUAUGCUAGUUUCUGACUGUAAACAAUCUGAUUGAUCCACUGACAUAUAUAUAUGAGUGUUAUAUGUUCUUCUCCAUUCAUGGGGUGAAGAACUGUUACAAUAACGUUCAUAAACUAGAUUGUACUGAAAGCUGUUAAUAGUAUUUUGGGCCUCGAGAGUUU
Molecule: messenger RNA, 2384 nt
Organism: Gastrolobium bilobum
Lineage: Eukaryota; Viridiplantae; Streptophyta; Magnoliopsida; Fabales; Fabaceae
Product: protein NSP-INTERACTING KINASE 1
Exons: 11
Coding region: 269-2134 (621 amino acids)
Biological process (GO): protein phosphorylation
Molecular function (GO): protein binding; ATP binding; protein kinase activity
Source: RefSeq, a predicted model, not a curated record